Fusarium subglutinans is the source of this 1440-nucleotide messenger RNA. Its product is annotated as cylicin I. Bases 1 to 1440 code for a protein of 479 amino acids. Gene Ontology annotation, cellular component: cytoplasm. NCBI's taxonomy places the organism in Eukaryota, Fungi, Ascomycota, Sordariomycetes, Hypocreales, Nectriaceae. The record is from RefSeq and is a predicted model, not a curated record. The transcript is spliced from 2 exons.
AUGACCAACCUCUUGACCGACCCUGCCCUCUUUAUUUUCACCUCCUUGACAGCUGGCUCGUCCCACAUCGUCACGGCCACCUCACGUCUCGAGACCAUCCUACGCGCCAACCGAGUUCCCUUCAAAGCCGUCGAUAUUGCAGUCGACACCAAGGCUCGCUUGCUAUGGGGCCGAAGAGCCGGUAAAGACAAGAGCGGUCGCCCAAGGAAACUUCCUGCUCUGGUUCAGGAGGGCUGGGUUAUAGGUGAUAUUGUUGAAAUCGAAGAAUGGAACGAAUAUGGCGAGCUCAAGGAGCAUGUCACGAUUUACUUCGACGAAUUCACCAUCCCCUCCAUCAACGAUAAGCUUCCCGAGCCCCCGCUGAAACGGCCCAUCGACCUUACUGGCGGCCUUCUUGCUUCCAUGACCCCUUCGCCUAUGGCCAAAGCUGUAGCAGCUGCAGCCGCCAGCGCCGCUGCUGCUCCGAAGCCUGCGCCUGCUGCGCCUCCGCUACCAGCAGCCAAUGCCGCCGCAUCUUCUGCGACACCGAAGGCUUCUACAGAAUCUAAGAAGGAAGAGAAGGCCCUACCUGUCCGAUCCGUCGCCGACGAAGCUGCGCAAAAGGCUAAGGAACUUCGCCUGAAGACUCUGCGAGAAAAGGUCCAUGGCAAGGAUGGUACGAAGGCUAAGAAGGAAGACACAAGCGCAAAGGAGACUGGAAAAUCUAAGAAAUCAGAAACUCCUGCCGCAAAGACCGAUGGCAUUCAGUCACCAACAUCCAGUUCCUGGGCCGAGACGGAUGCAGGACGAAACGCUAUUCAGAGUCCGACAACUGGCACUUGGAAAGAAAGCGGUCCAGGUUCAGUCUCCUCCUUGAAACGAGCCAGUGUGGAGGUGAGCCCAGACGAGGCCAAGGCUGCGGAAGCUAAGGCGGCCAUAAAGGAAGAGCCUCGAUUGGAAAAGAAGGCUGAGACAAAGUCGGACGAUGAUGAUGAGGAUGAGACGGGGGAGGAGGAGGAGGAGGACGACGACGACACUGAUGAGGACAGUGACGAGGACAGCGAAGACGAUGAAGACGAAACAGACGAUGAGGAAGAAGCAACUAAGAAGCCUGCAGUAACGCCAGAACCCGAGGCGGCAGCAGCAGCAGCACCUGCAGAAACUACAGAAGCUGCCAAAGAUGACAAGGCCAAAGAAGAGUCCGAGAGCACCAAGAAAGACUCCCACAGAGACUCGAAGAAAGACUCUAAAAAGGACCACAAGAAAGAUGUCAAGAAGCCUGUUAAGAAGGAUCCCAAGAAAGACACCAAAAAAGACGUGAAGAAAGACCCCAAGAAGGAUUCCAAGAAGGACCCUAAGAAGGAUAGCAAGAAAGAUACCAAGAAAGACACCAAGAAAGACACCAAGAAAGAAGUCAAGAAAGAAGUCAAGAAAGAAGUCAAGAAGGAUGCCAAGAAAUAA